AUGGUGUUCGAGCGACAGAGGGAGGGGGGCGGAGAAGGAUUGGUGAGGGAGCUGCCGGAGGGGGCUGAAGCGGAAGAGAGGCGCAAUCGAGGGGUGAGCCCGGUGAUGGAGCUUCAACGUUCCACGACGGCCGAACCGCAAAGACAGGCACGACACCUCUAUCUCGACCCACCCACUUCCCCACCACCGACCCUCCCUCAAUCCACCAUCUCAACCGCACACCACACCCGUCUAACGCACCUCUCACUGUCCACCUCGAAAACCUCACUCCUCCAUCAACCAGCCCUGAUCACCUCUUCCGCCUUCACGUCUCUCACGCACCUCGACAUCUACCCCGUGACUCCCGAACCCCCGCUCUCCACCGCCCUCCUCACCACCUCCUCAACGCUAACCCACCUUCGGCUCGUGCUCGACGUCUCCGGUGCCUUCGACAACUACAAUGCGCUGUGGGCGGAUCUCACUGGCAACCUGCCGCGACUCGAGUGGUUGGAGGUGGAUCCGAUGCCGCAGCAAAACACCGCGCCGAGCUUCUUUGACUUUGUGGCUCAAGCGCCGCGCUUGGGAUGGAUCAAUGGGAGGAGGACGGAUAGCUAUCCGCCUUGCUUUGGCGAUUUCGGUCCGGAUAAGCCAAGUGGCGCUCUGCCGUAUUGA
This is a messenger RNA of Kalmanozyma brasiliensis GHG001, 651 nucleotides long. RefSeq lists its product as uncharacterized. Bases 1 to 651 code for a protein of 216 amino acids. The transcript has a single exon. Lineage: Eukaryota; Fungi; Basidiomycota; Ustilaginomycetes; Ustilaginales. The record is from RefSeq and is a predicted model, not a curated record.